AUGCUGUUGGCCAAGCUGGACUGUAUGCAGCACAAGUUUCUGGAGCUGCAGAUCGAACUGCACGAGCAUCGCGAGGAAGUGGCCCAAAAUCGGGCAACUCAGGAGAAAACCAUGGCCGAUUUCCUGUGGGCUAUGCAUCGGCUCGAGUGUGACAUUGGGCGCAACGUAACCGUGCUUCAGGAUCAAUCGCGACAGAUCCUGGCCCAGCAAACGGCGUGUGCUAACCAUGAACAGUUUCGAGAAAAACUGUUCGAAUUUAUACCGAAGCAGAACCAUUCCUAUCAUCGAGUGUCAGGUUGUGCUGCGUCAGUAUUGAAGCCAAAUCAUGCGACCUUUUCGUCGUGCAGAGAGGUGCCAUCGAAUGUCUCGGGAUCUUAUCUUAUCCGUGCCAACAACGAAAGUGAACCAUUCAGGGCGUACUGUGAACAGCAAGCAUUCGACGGAGGUUGGUUGGUGGUGCAGCAUCGAUUCGAUGGAUCAUUGGACUUUUUCCGCUACUGGUCCGAGUAUCGAAAUGGCUUUGGGGAUGUUGAGAAAGAGUUUUGGCUCGGUCUGGAGAAGCUUCAUCAACUCACGACGGAGCGUCCACAUGAGUUGAUUGUUGAGAUUAAGGAUUUUAGUGGCAAUUAUGCGUAUGCUCGGUAUGACGCCUUCGAGAUUGGUAGUGAAAGUGAGCAGUAUAGCCUCAAAAGGCUGGGAGCGUACAGUGGAUCCGCUGGCGAUUCCCUUGUGUAUCACAAGGGAAGUCCUUUCUCAACGAAGGAUCGAGAGAAUAAUUCCCACAAUUGUGCAACCACGUACAAUGGCGGCUGGUGGUAUAAGCAAUGCCAUGAAGUAAAUCUAAACGGACGCUAUGAGAACGCUGAUGAUACUAAAGCAAUGAAUUGGUUUCAUUUUCAAAAAAAUCGUAUAGGAAUGAGUUAUUCGAGAAUGAUGAUUCGUCCACUGAAAUAGGGUCAUAAUGGACCCCACUACCUCUUAAACUUGGUACCAGUUUAAUUUGGAAUAAAAUGUAUGU
Messenger RNA from Anopheles darlingi, 1018 nucleotides. RefSeq names its product angiopoietin-1-like. The record is from RefSeq and is a predicted model, not a curated record. Lineage: Eukaryota; Metazoa; Arthropoda; Insecta; Diptera; Culicidae. Bases 1 to 954 code for a protein of 317 amino acids. The transcript has a single exon.